AUGAUUGAAGAAGUGAAAAGUGAAAGAUUAACAGACAUGAGUUCUAAAGAAAACGAAAAGAAGUCAACAGUGCAGGAGCAUAAACCACUUAGUUUCUCAAUCAGCAGAAUCCUUGGUGAUACAGACGGCAAGAAGUCACGUGACACAUCACAUGAUGCAAUUCAAAGAGUUCCCAGAAUGCAUCUGGCAACGAUACAUCAUUAUGCACCAGAUGUUGAUUCAACUAACUACCAUCACUUUGAAUCGAACGUGCAACCACGAGCCUGCAGCACACCUGAAAACGAGUACCCAUCGCCGACACCUACAAUCUUACACGCACCGUACAGGAACAUUCACACAAGCGAAGAUUCAUUCAGUCCGGAAUUCAACCACAACGCAUACCCAUAUUUCAAUUUCACAAAGUCGCAUACUUUAAUAAACACUAAAGAUGAGAGACAGAGCCCGCCUGUUUUAACAAAUGAUGUACCUUUGAGGUCAAAUGUUCAUUUGCUUGAAAAGUCUAGUGAUAAAAGUUUAGACUCUUUGGGAGAAAGUUAUCAACAAUCACCUAGUCCAUUCAAGGCUAAGAAAAAGAAGACAAGAACAGUAUUUUCCAGAAGUCAAGUGUACCAGUUGGAGUCAGCGUUCGACAUGAAGAGGUAUCUAUCCAGUGCAGAAAGGUCGGGCCUUGCAGCAAGUUUAAACCUUUCGGAAACGCAAAUCAAAAUCUGGUUCCAGAACAGAAGGAAUAAAUGGAAACGUCAAAUUAAUGGAGAAAUGGACGAAAUUCCUCUUCCACCAGCAUUUGCAGCAGGAUAUCUUCAGACGCCAUAUGCACAGCCGCCAUCUUUAAAUUCUUAUAGUCACGUGGUAAAUGCAAGAGACGAAUUAUUGCGCGGAGGUUUUACGGCCCCGGCUUAUUACUCACACCCAUAUGCGCAAGAAUCAAGACUUCGCCCAUCAUUUUUACCACCAAAAUAG
Messenger RNA from Mercenaria mercenaria, 960 nucleotides. RefSeq names its product homeobox protein koza-like. Gene Ontology annotation, cellular component: nucleus. The coding region runs from base 1 to 960 and encodes 319 amino acids. Gene Ontology annotation, biological process: regulation of transcription by RNA polymerase II. Gene Ontology annotation, molecular function: RNA polymerase II transcription regulatory region sequence-specific DNA binding; DNA-binding transcription factor activity, RNA polymerase II-specific. The transcript is spliced from 2 exons. NCBI's taxonomy places the organism in Eukaryota, Metazoa, Mollusca, Bivalvia, Venerida, Veneridae. The record is from RefSeq and is a predicted model, not a curated record.